UCACAAACCUUAGGGUUGCAGCAGAACUACCAAAUCAUCCAACAACUGACAUUGCGUGUUGGUCACGGCGAGGGCCAUGAAAUAAAACCUUCUUCCAUUCCGUGGAUUAAUUUUUGAAAUUAAUUUUAACCACUUGUUCCAUUCGGAAGAAGCUAGAAGUGUUCUUUUAGCUUGAAGCAAUUCAUAAGUCACUUUUAAAAGAUUGGAAAGUGACACGAUAGCAAUAUAGUAAAGUGGCUUACGUCCGUCCAUGCGUUCAUUUGCCGCUCAUAGAAGAAUUGGUGAGACACAAUGGCUGUAUUUUGAUUACGCGUUUUUCAAACGGAACGAGUUCAACGGGAAACUCCAACUUAUAGGAUAGACAGUGCUUCUCGGUCGUUGCGGUUGGCUGCAUUCCAUUGUACGGAAUUCUUCGAAUGCCUCGAAAUUAGUUGAAGACCCUACAAUAUCUGGAAGUUGUCAACAUGUGAAUCUUUGUGCUCUCUAGGACUUUAAAAUUCAAAGUUCAUUACAUCGAUGAAUUGUGCCGAACAACGUGAAACUGCAUAUGUAGAAUCAUCUUGCUGGUUGCAACCAAAAAGACUGAAGAUUGUUGUGAAGGUAUCAAGAAGUAGCAUCAAAUCAUUUGAGGUAACAGAAGGAGCUUUACAAGUCUGGAGAAAUUUACCCGAACAAAUUCGGCAUGAUCCCAGCUUAGCAUCAUUUCAAGAAGAGAAUGAACGUAUGCAUGGGGAGCACGACGAUGACCCUCUACCGGCAGAAGACACAGUAGUUCCAGAGCAUGACCUACCCUCGACCAGCAGUCGACAAAACGACAUCACGAUAAACAUUACAAACGAAUUAGGAGAAAUGAAGCAUUACAGGAAUAACAGGAAGGACAGUUACAAGAGUGACUCAGAUAAUUGCAUUGAUACCAUUGCACAUGAGGGAAUUAUCAACCACCAUGAGUCCACAUCGUGGAUGCAGUGGAUCAAAAUAGCAGCUCUUCUCAUCGUUUGGGGAUUCUUCACAGGAUUUUUGAUGACAACGUAUGAAAAAGAAGUUGUAAAACAACAAUUAUCUGUCCCCGUUGGAAGAGCCAAAGAUUACAAUAUCAAAGAAAUUCCGCCAGAUAAUCGAUUCGAAAUCGCGUUGCGUGGUGCUUUUUUAUCGGAUCAUUACAUAAAUGUUAGCGAGAGUUUUUUGAUAGUUUAUGUUCAAUUACUCCAUUUGAAUUUCAGUACAAACGAAACAGAAAUAACGCACAUUGAUAAUAUUACUGAACCCUGGAUAGUUCCUGUUGCAAACAUCAGUUUAAUAGAUACAUCACAACAAUUACUCAAAACACACACAUUCGACCUAAGGGAAGUUUCUCAGUUAGCAAGCAACCCCGAUAAAACUACGAAAAAGCUUCGUAUUCGGAUGGAAACCAAUUUCGAGGAGGACCUUCCGCUUCAAUUUGCCUACGAUGAUACACCAAUUGAUAAACAAAAGGGCGUUAUAUAUGCUGCCAUUGUUUUGCUAGGACUAUACGCCAUGAUCAUUUGGGAGUUAGUUCAUCGAACAUUCGCUGCAAUUAUAGCUUCCACUAUGUCUAUAGGAAUUCUAGCUGCAAUGGGAGAAAGACCAGCAAUGACUGAGAUCAUGGCGUGGAUAGACGUUGAAACGUUACUCCUGCUGUUCGGCAUGAUGAUAAUUGUAGCGAUUUUAUCGGAAACUGGAGUGUUCGAUUAUUUAGCGGUUUAUGCAUACAAGAUAACUAGUGGCAGGGUAUGGCCGCUCAUAAAUUGUCUGUGCCUCUUCACGGCAGUUAUGUCCUCUUUCCUGGACAAUGUGACCACUGUUCUGCUGAUGACACCAGUUAGCAUAAGACUUUGUGAAGUGAUGCAACUGAAUCCCGUUCCAGUGCUUAUGAGUAUGAUUAUCUACUCAAAUAUCGGUGGAGCCCUCACCCCUGUAGGAGAUCCCCCAAACGUUAUUAUAGCCUCCAACAGUUAUAUUGCGAAAGGAGGAGUAAAUUUUACAAUUUUCACGCUUCACAUGUCUAUUGGCGUUAUUCUGGUUACCGUUCAAACUUUCCUCCAGCUUCGUUUCAAAUUCCGAAAUAUGAACGACCUACGUUUCAGUGAGCCACAAGAUGUCCAGGAACUUCGUCACGAGAUUUCGGUUUGGGAGAGAGCAGCCGCUUCACUUUCUUCAUACUCAAAGGAUGAAGCUUUUGUACGCGAAACACUAGUGAAAAAAGUUAAUCGACUAAAAAGGACCUUGAAGAAAAAAUUGACCACCGCCACUGUUCCGGUCGACAGCUACGAAGCAACAUUGGAAGAACUUCAGGCAAAAUAUCCGAUCAGGUGCAAGGUUCUUCUCUACAAAUCCGGCGUGGCCCUGGUAUUUGUCGUGAGUUUCUUUUUCCUGCAUUCAGUGCCUGAGCUGCAAAGGCUAUCACUUGGCUGGACAGCUUUGUUGGGAGCGAUUUUGCUGUUGAUCCUAGCCGAUCGAGAGGACAUGGAAGCAGUUCUGGCUAGAGUGGAAUGGUCAACGUUGUUGUUCUUUGCAGCGCUGUUUAUUCUUAUGGAAGCGCUUUCAGAACUGGGACUAAUCGAUUGGAUUGGAAAACAAACUGAAAAUAUAAUUUUGUCCGUUGGUGAAACCUCUAGGCUGACGGUUGCUAUUCUGUUAAUACUUUGGGUUUCAGCAUUCGCAUCUGCAUUUGUCGAUAACAUUCCCCUAACGACAAUGAUGAUAAAAAUUGCAAUUUCCUUAGCACAAAAUGAUCAACUAGGUCUACCCCUACAGCCUCUGGUUUGGGCUUUAGCUUUUGGAGCUUGUUUCGGUGGUAACGGAACAUUAAUUGGUGCCUCAGCAAAUGUUGUUUGCGCAGGUGUCGCAGAGCAACAUGGUUACAGAUUUACAUUUGUUGAGUAUUUCAAAGUCGGCUUUCCAGUUAUGGUCGGUAGUAUUAUUGUUGCGACUGCAUAUUUAUUAAUUGCACACGUAGUAUUCCAAUGGCAUUAAAGGCAUUCAUACAGGAUAAAUAAAUGAGAACAGUUCAAUGCAUUGUUAUUAUAUUGUUUUAAGCUAACAAUUAGAAUUUAAGUACGAAAAGAAAGUUUUUAGCUAUCCUAAAUAUUAGUUUAUUUGUUUCCCCAAUCGAUUUUGUUCUAUUUUACAUUUAGGCAAAAUAAAAUUCAUUUUUGAAUUACAAAAGAUGCAUAUAUUUUGUUAUAAAAUAAAAGAAUAAAUAUAAAGAAAGAUUACUGUUAGAAUUAUAGGGAAUGUGUUACUGUACAGUUAGUGCCUUCUAUAUAAUGUAAAUGGAUAUUUUCAUAACGGACAAAACUGCAUAUGUUUAGAAAUAAGACGGCGUCAGAAAUAAAGGAAGAGGAAAAUGAUAAA
Molecule: messenger RNA, 3375 nt
Organism: Hermetia illucens (black soldier fly)
Lineage: Eukaryota; Metazoa; Arthropoda; Insecta; Diptera; Stratiomyidae
Gene: hoe1
Product: P protein
Exons: 16
Coding region: 517-2994 (825 amino acids)
Biological process (GO): transmembrane transport
Cellular component (GO): membrane
Source: RefSeq, a predicted model, not a curated record